UCAACUUAUGGCAGGCUCAAAUCCACAGGAAGGACUAGGGGAUGAGUUCUUUGAGCAGAUCCUGGCUGUGCCACCUGGACCUUACUCCGGUGGCUCCAUGCCCAUGGUCCUGCAACUCGGCUCCGGCCGUGGCCGCGGCGGCGAAGACGGCGGCGGCGGGGGGAUGAGGGGCAUGGGGGUGAUGAUGCCCUUGGGGCUGAAUUUGGAGCAAGGUGGAUUGUUUAGGCAUGAAGAUGUCGACAACAGUACCAGUGCAUCUCCCACCACUUCUGCCAUUAAUAUGGAGAGAGACGCAGGAGUCCAUCACAACAACAUGACAAGCUGCUUGUUCCCAGCAUUUGGACAGUUUCAGGCUCAGUCAGUUCAGCCACCUCCUCCCCACCCGCCCCCGCCUCCUCAACUUCACCCGGCCUUCUUGAAUCAGCCCACAGCGGGAUCGCCGAACCCGCCUGCUAUACGCCCGAGGGCACGAGCUAGACGAGGGCAAGCCACGGAUCCUCACAGCAUCGCUGAGCGGUUGCGCCGAGAAAGAAUUAACGAAAGAAUGAAGGCAUUGCAGGAGUUGGUUCCCAGUUGCAACAAGACGGAUAGAGCAGCCAUGCUUGAUGAAAUCGUGGAUUAUGUGAAGUUCUUAAGGCUCCAAGUCAAGGUCCUAAGCAUGAGUAGAUUGGGCGGAGCCGGUGCCGUGGCUCAACUUGUAGCUGAUGUACCCGUCUCAUCAGCUGAGGGCGAGAUCAUUGAAGGCGGGAACAAUCAACCAGCGUGGGAGAAGUGGUUGACGGACGGCACGGAGCAGCAAGUGGCUAAGCUGAUGGAAGAAGAUGUUGGGGCUGCCAUGCAGUUCCUCCAGUCCAAGGCGCUCUGCAUCAUGCCCAUUUCGCUCGCCUCCGCAAUCUUCAGCACGAGCCAACCAGACAUGCCUCGGUCCAUCAAGCCUGAAUCCAGCACCCCUUCCUGAAGCACCCUGAACAGGUGCCUGGCGACCUCAUAGUUGCAACAACACCUCGGGUUUCUCAGGUCCGACCUCUUCGAGACCCUCCCCAAGUCAAUGUAGCUCCUUUUUUCCAACCAAGUUGCUUAGUGCCCUGCUGUUCAUAGUUCACUGUCGCUGUCUUAAAAUCGGUGUGAACUUGUGGUCCUCAUGCCUUUAUCAGAGUCCCAAAAAAUGCAUCAGUUUCAUGUUUUUCAAUUCAUCCAAUG
Molecule: messenger RNA, 1200 nt
Organism: Rhodamnia argentea
Lineage: Eukaryota; Viridiplantae; Streptophyta; Magnoliopsida; Myrtales; Myrtaceae
Product: transcription factor UNE12-like
Exons: 7
Coding region: 8-958 (316 amino acids)
Biological process (GO): regulation of transcription by RNA polymerase II
Cellular component (GO): nucleus
Molecular function (GO): RNA polymerase II cis-regulatory region sequence-specific DNA binding; DNA-binding transcription factor activity, RNA polymerase II-specific; protein dimerization activity
Source: RefSeq, a predicted model, not a curated record